Molecule: messenger RNA, 6529 nt
Organism: Hemicordylus capensis (graceful crag lizard)
Lineage: Eukaryota; Metazoa; Chordata; Lepidosauria; Squamata; Cordylidae
Gene: SLK
Product: STE20 like kinase
Exons: 20
Coding region: 920-4726 (1268 amino acids)
Biological process (GO): protein phosphorylation
Molecular function (GO): ATP binding; protein binding; protein serine/threonine kinase activity
Source: RefSeq, a predicted model, not a curated record
CAUUGGAGGAGAAGAGAGCAGCGAGGCGCGCUCUGAGGCACAGGCGGGUUUGGGUGGGGGAAGGGAGGAAAUCGGCCUAAGAAGGCUUAUUGCUCUGACCCGCCCCCCAUCCGGCGGAGACGGAGGAAGUGAGGACCUAGAAGACGGAGGCGACGCUGCAUCCCUCGUCGCCCGGUGGGAGACUGAAAUAAUCCCGUUCAGAGUCCACAGCAGGUGUGAAGAAUUGUCUCCAGUCGCGAAGGAGCCUUCUCUAUUCAGCAUGUGAAGAAAGAUGUACUUUCUCCACAUCCUUGCAGCUUUUGCCUAUGGUCUUGAAGUGCUGGAGUUAUCCUCUACCUAGCAAAAGAAGGCUUGUACCUGACGUGAUGCCUUCAAUCAAUGCUGCUUAACUAGUGUUGGCUCAGGAUUUGAAUACAGCCAUUUUACCUUCUGUUGUUUUGUACCAGUACCUUUACUGAGUACAGUACUGGAAUUCUCUUCCUCCCGCCCCCCCACCAAAGGAAAAGAGCUAUAUGCUGCAAUGGUAGACUGUCAGUAAACUUUCAGAUAGAAACAGGGCCUUGCUACAUAUUGUGAUGUACUAGUUAUGAGUGCGAAACUAAAAAUCUUGGGAUGCUAAACCUGGAAUGAUAUACUUGAGAGAAGCUACUCAUGUUCCACCUGGCAUUGGAUUAUUGUACAUGGAAUCCAAAUACCUGGAGUGAGAAACUCUGCCCUUUUCUAAAAGCUCAUUUGCUGGCAGCAUCAGAGGCUCAUUUCAUGGUGUAAGCCACAAGUGAAUGCCUUUUAUCUUUUUGGAUUGCAAAGCAAAGAAAACUGACUUUUUGCAACAAUUUGCUAUCUUAUUGCUCUGGCCCUGCUUUCUGAGGGUUUUUUGAACAACUCCUGAGUGAGUUUUACAAAACAACAAUAGCAAAAAAUGUCAUUCUUUAACUUCCGUAAGAUUUUUAAGUUGGGAGGAGAAAAGAAGAAGAAGCAGUAUGAGCAUGUCAAGAGAGACUUAAAUCCAGAGGACUACUGGGAAAUUAUAGGAGAACUGGGCGAUGGUGCUUUUGGCAAAGUAUUCAAGGCUCAAAACAAAGAAACAAAAGUCCUUGCUGCUGCAAAGGUGAUUGAUACUAAAUCUGAGGAAGAACUUGAAGACUACAUGGUUGAAAUUGAUAUCCUAGCAUCCUGUGAUCAUCCCAAUAUCGUCAAACUCCUAGAUGCUUUUUAUUAUGAAAAUAAUCUUUGGAUCCUGAUUGAAUUCUGUGCUGGUGGUGCUGUAGAUGCUGUGAUGUUAGAACUUGAGAGGCCACUAACAGAGUCACAGAUCAGGGUAGUUUGCAGGCAGACACUUGAGGCACUGCACUAUCUGCAUGAAAACAAGAUCAUUCACAGAGAUCUAAAAGCAGGCAAUAUUCUUUUCACAUUGGAUGGGGACAUUAAACUAGCGGAUUUUGGAGUGUCUGCUAAAAAUACAAGGACAAUACAGAGAAGAGAUUCUUUCAUUGGUACCCCUUAUUGGAUGGCUCCUGAAGUGGUAAUGUGUGAAACAUCUAAAGACAGGCCUUAUGAUUACAAGGCUGAUGUUUGGUCUUUAGGUGUAACUUUAAUAGAAAUGGCUGAAAUAGAACCACCGCACCAUGAAUUAAAUCCAAUGCGUGUUCUUCUGAAAAUAGCAAAGUCAGAUCCACCUUCCUUAGGACAACCCUCAAAAUGGUCUGCUGACUUCAAAGACUUCUUAAAGAAAUGUUUGGAAAAGAAUGUAGAUGCCAGGUGGAACACCGCUGAACUUCUCCAGCAUCCAUUUGUUACUGUCGCUUCCAAUAAACCAAUCAGAGAACUGAUUGCAGAAGCUAAGGCUGAAGUUACGGAAGAAGUAGAAGAUGGGAAAGAUGAAGAUGAAGAGGAGGAAUCUGAAAAUUCUCUGCAGCUGCCUCCAAAUAAGCGUGCCUCAUCUGACCUCAGCAUUGCCAGCUCAGAAGAAGAUAAACUUUCACAGAAUGCAUCUAUCCUGGAAUCUGUUUCUGAAAAAACAGAGCGUACGUCAGUGGAAGAGACUAGUACUAAAACACUUGAAGAUGAAAAAACAAAUAUUGAGCCUGACAGAACUGAAAAGGAGAGAUCCACUACAAGCAUACUACAUGAAAAUGCUGAAAAACUGCAGAAUGGAUCUGUGCUGCUGGAUGAAAGAGAGGAAGCAAAGAAAAGUGGAGCUGAAAAUAAUAUUCAGAAUGCAGUAUUAAGUGAAGGCACUGAAUCAGGGAAAGAAGGAGAGGAAACUGACAGAAUAGCAUCUGAAACUGUUACUGAGCCCACUUUGACAACAGAGAAAGAAAAUGUAACAAAUAAAUUAAUAGUUGAAAACAAACAAAAAAUAAUACCUGAAACUGAAGACAACAGUGCUGAGAUCACAAAAGCAAAAGAGCCUGAGGUGAAUGAAGAAAAAGGAAGUAGCAUAGACCUGCAAGGAAGUAAAGGAGGGGAGGGGAUACCUUUAGAAGGGAUUAAAGAGGCUUUGGAGUUACAAGAGGAUAAUAAAAGUGAGGAGGGUGGCCUGAAGGAAUCUGAAGUUGAGAAAAAUGUGACUGUUGUUACUGAGGAGUCUCAUGUAAAAGGUACAGAUGAAUCAGUUAAUGAAAUGCUGGCACAAAUGAUAGCCGUGGAUAUCAGCAAUGUUCAAAAGACAGACAGUGUUAAGGAAGUUCUGAUCACUGAUGCAGAUAAAGUGCUUGAAAGUGCCCAGGAGCCAACAGAGAGUAUUACUGAGGAUACUCAGGAGAAAGUCCCCUCUGAACCAACUCUUAUUAAAUGUGAAGUCAAAGUGAUGGAUUCUGAUCAGCAACCAGUUGAGACAGACCAAGAAGAUACUUGUAAGGCAAGUAGCACAAAGGAAAUAGAGAUUGGCGUGACAGAAAGAUUAGAACAGAAGUCGGCAGAAAGCGACGCUAAGCAUAUUCACGAGGCAAGGAGAACUGAGGAAAGCAGCACUGAACAUGAGGGCAAAAUGGAAGAACCUGGUCAUAAACUAGAAAGCAAAGCUGAGGAAAACCACAAGAAUAACAUUCAAGGAGCUGCAGAACUGUUGGUAGUUUCCUGUGACUUACCAGUUAAAAAUCAGCCUGAUGAUACUGCAGUGAAACAGCCACACGAGUUGUCUCCAGUACCCAAUAUUAGCAUUAGCUGUGCUGAAAAUGAGGUAGAAGAUACAUUAGGCAAUCAAGGUGCUGUGGAAAACUCACGGGAACCUAAUCUUGAAAGUACUAAAGAAAAUGAUACAGAUUCAGGCACUGGUUCCACAGCUGACAACAGCAGCAUUGAUUUGAACUUGUCCAUUUCCAGCUUCCUCACUAAAUCGAAGGAUAGUGGAUCCAUAUCUUUACAAGAAACUAAAAGACACAAGAAAACUUUAAAGAAAACUCGCAAAUUUGUUGUUGAUGGAGUAGAAGUAAGUGUGACUACUUCUAAAAUAGUCACUGACAAUGAUUCUAAAAGUGAAGAGUUAAGAUUUCUUCGGCGUCAAGAAUUGCGGGAGCUACGGCUUCUCCAAAAAGAAGAGCAGCGAGCUCAACAGCAGCUGAGUAAUAAACUAUUGCAGCAACGAGAACAGAUGUUCAGGCGCUUUGAACAGGAAAUGACAAGUAAGAAACGGCAGUAUGACCAAGAGAUUGAAAACCUAGAAAAACAGCAGAAGCAGACAAUAGAGCGCAUGGAACAGGAGCAUACGAAUCGCUUGCGUGAUGAAGCAAAACGAAUCAAAGCAGAGCAAGAGAAAGAGUUGUCCAAAUUCCAGAACAUGUUGAAAAACAGGAAAAAAGAGGUUUUUAAUGAAGUGGAGAAAGCACCAAAAGAGCUGAGAAAAGAGCUCAUGAAACGCAAGAAAGAGGAGCUUACCCAAUCCCAGCAUGCUCAGGAACAAGAGUUUGUACAGAAGCAACAACAAGAAUUGGAUGCAUCACUAAAGAAAAUCAUUCAACAGCAAAAAACUGAGUUAGCCACCAUUGAACGGGAUUGUCUGAAUAAUAAACAGCAACUCAUGAGAGCCCGAGAAGCUGCAAUAUGGGAGCUAGAAGAGCGACACUUACAGGAAAAACACCAACUGCUCAAACAACAACUGAAAGAUCAGUACUUCAUGCAACGACACCAGCUGCUUAAACGACAUGAAAAAGAAACGGAACAGAUGCAAAGAUAUAACCAGCGACUUGUUGAGGAGUUGAAAAACAAGCAAACCCAGGAAAGAGCCAGAUUGCCCAAGAUCCAGCGCAGUGAAGCGAAAACUAGAAUGGCAAUGUUCAAAAAAAGUUUAAGAAUUAAUUCAUCGAGUACUCCAGAACAGGAGCGUGAAAAGAUUAAGCAGUUUGCCAUUCAAGAAGAAAAGAGGCAGAAAAAUGAACGUCUGACUCAGCAUCAGAAACAUGAAAAUCAAAUGCGAGACCUUCAGCUGCAGUGUGAAGCCAACAUUAGAGAACUGCACCAGCUACAGAAUGAGAAAUGCCAUCUACUAGUUGAACACGAGACUCAGAAGUUAAAAGAGCUGGAUGAGGAACACAGCCAAGAACUGAAAGAAUGGAGAGAGAAGCUGAGACCAAGGAAAAAGACACUAGAGGAGGAGUUUGCUCGGAAGCUUCAAGAACAGGAGGUUUUCUUCAAAAUGUCAGGAGAAUCUGAAUGCCUUAACCCAUCAACACAAAGCCGGAUUUCUAAGUUCUACCCAGUCCCUAGCCUGCACUCCACUGGAUCAUAAAUCUGGGAACCUCCGUAGGGUUUGGGUUUUUCAAUUUUUGGCAGUUUCAAUUUCCUGUCUUCUGCUUCUGCCAUGAUAAAACCUACACCCUUUAUCUACAAACCUCAAUGGAACUUCAUCGGCUUCCAGUGGAGACAAUCAAUGAUGUCAGAAUUUUUCAUGCUGGGAAACUGUUUAAAAUAGAAGCACAGAUGUUUCUUGAAAUCAGAUAUAGUAUCUUUCAUGCAUUUCAAGACUAGCUAGUCUUUUGAAAACUGGUCUCAAAAUGUAGUAUCCAACUAUGUUGGCGUUGGAAAGAAGCCUAAGGAAUUAGUAAUAAUCUGUAAUGCCCCAAGAAUAAAUUAAUAUUGAGAAUUCUUGGGCAAAUAAACUACUAUCGAACCAAAUCUUCAAUACGUUAUGCCCAUUACUUUGCGAGGAAAUGGGUGGUUAGCCUCAUUGAUUCAGUGCCUAAAACCCUUAAACAUACUCUUUUUGUAAGAGGAUCAGCUUUCUUUAUCACAAAAGAAACCAUUAUUAGUAUUGAUAUUACUGUAACAGAACUCCUUCUUGCUGCUGCUGCCACUUUUGUCACAUUCUUGCACUAAAAUGUGUACAAGCGAAAAGGACAAACCCUCUUAACUUUAAAAUGUACAGUAUAUCUCUCCCCCCCCCGCCCCAGUUCUGGCUAGCAGUUUCUUAAAACUGAAAUCAAACAAUAUAAUUCAUUUAUGAAAAUAAUGUGCAAAACUCACUCAUCUUCCCCACCUCCCUUCUAAUGUUAGAGAACUAUGGAGUGGGUAGGUAACUGGUGGGUUUUCUCCUUACCAAAGUAGCAUUUGACACUCCAGAACAGAAAAAUGACUGUAGCUGUCCCUGUCCUUAAACAAAUUGAUGCUGAUGGCUCUGGUUGUAAGAUAUGUGUUUUUCAAAAUGUUUGUUGAUUUUAUAGAAGGAUCUAAGUUAUAUAUAGACAAAUGGAUUAAUUGCUUUGUUGUUUUGCCAUGAAGUCACUAAAUGGAAUGGUUUUAUUUCUAUUCUAUGCAUAGUUAUACUGUAACUUAUUUGCUGUGGGGUUGGGAUUCAAAUAUUUAUCACAUAGGCAAGAGAUAUGCCUGCAUUCAGUGGGGGGAAAGCUGUAGUCGUUUGAGGCUUCAGGUCAGAGUCAUAUCAAAAACAGUACUGUCAACUGUCCUUUUGGUAUGCCAAAGCUACAUUUGUAUAAUAUAAACAUUGGUUGCUUCCUGUCCUUUGCAGCCUAAUCUUUUAGUAGAUAUCUUUGGAUAAUCAACUGUAUGUUUUCAUAUUUUGCUAUCUUCCAUUUAAUGAGCGAACAGUCACUUUCUUAUAAAUUUUAUAUUAUGUCAACAGCAUUCCUGCAUGUGAAGGAAUUGGAUUAUAAAGUUGUGUAGUUGUUUAAUCAGGUAUGGUCAAGACUUUGCUACUGAAUUAAGAUACUGAGCUUGACAUUAUCCAAUCAGAUUGUUUAAUUGUGACAGCAUAGUAGAUAUAGUUUGAAGAUGCAUGAUGUGUUCAGUUACUUUUGUUCUUCUUAAAUCAUCAUUUACUUCAUAGCUAGCCUUAAUAAAUUACAUUUUAUUUUAUAAAUAUGUAUUGUGCGCCAGGUUGUAAAUCCACAUAUAUAUCACUAGAAUAUUGCAUUACAAAGUUUUUAAACUUGUUUAUUCUGAAUUGCUUUGGGUGGAAAAAUAUUCAAGGGCCUUUACUUUUUUUUAAAGCUUCACCUUUACAAAAUAACUAGUAUUGACUAUAACAUUAAAUACUGAUUAUCUGUCUCAUCAACAGAUAACUUGUUUUAAAAUA